AUGGCUAAAGUAACUCGUAUUAGUAAAAUACAGUUGAAUAAUGAAUUUGGAAGGAAUAUAUCCUAUGAAUCUACAGAUAAUCAAACAAACAUUGAAAUUCAACCAUAUGGAUGUACAAAUAAUAAUGUCAAACGUACUAAUGUCAUCGUACAACGAUUGUCACAUCAACGUACUAGUCGAGUAAUGCCGGAUAAUAUCCAGCGAAUAUCAUCCAGCAUAAAUAAAACAAAUACAUUGGAUUUUUCAAACGACAGAUUUCCAGGAACAUAUAAAAAGGAACGAGUAACUCGUCGUCGACGAAAGUACGUUUUUGUAUGAAAUUUCUUUGAUUAUAUUCUCUUCUC
Molecule: messenger RNA, 344 nt
Organism: Adineta steineri
Lineage: Eukaryota; Metazoa; Rotifera; Eurotatoria; Adinetida; Adinetidae
Source: the annotation of a GenBank genome assembly